GUAUUAUCUCGAAGUAACCGCACGUGUUUAAUUUAAAUUUAUUGCGAAAUUUGAAUUUCCCGCAGUGACAGUUUUUUUAAAUUUUUAAAUAAACACUUUGUGUUUUGGUUUUACUUAAUGACCCUCAGUGCAUACGUACACUCACUUGGAUUACGCGUGUGUGUGGAUAAUAAAUAGUUGGAUAUACAUAUGGUGUUACAAUUAAUAGUGAUUAGAUUUAUCAAAUGUGUGGAUUUAAUUAUUGGAUAUGUAAAUUCACGGAAGAGUGUUACGUCGAUGUGACGUUUGUGAGAGUUUAAAAAUUUUUGAGUUACGGAUAAACAGUAAAGAAGAUUUAGACAUAAUAAUUAUUUAAAUUUAAAAAAUAUUAUAUAUAUAUAGAUAUAUAUAAAGUAUAUUUAUCAAAAUGGAUCUAGGAGACAGGGUUUAUGCCGCUGAACGGAUCACCAAGAAGAGAGAAAAGCGGGGUAAGAUAGAGUACUUCGUCAAAUGGAAGGGAUGGAGUAAAAAAUACAAUACAUGGGAGCCAGAAGAAAAUAUAUUGGAUGUAAGGCUGAUAGAGCUUUACGAAGAGAGUCAAAGGGGAGGCGACGUUGUUACAAGAAGACCCAGAAGGCGUGACACAAGAUACAACGUAAGAUACUGCUCUUUGUUGGAUGAUGAAAUAGAUGAAAAAGAAACAAGUACCAACGUGACUACUUUACAUCAACAGGAUCAGGUUUUGGCAAAUCUCGUGGUUGAAGAGGAGCCUGGUGGUGAUGAAAGAGCCGGUGAGGAUAGUCAAGAUGAAACUGGUAGUACUUCAGCAGUAGUAGCAGCACCACGUCGUUUAAAUUCAGUAACAACCGCUGUUGCUGCUGCUACUGCUGAUGACGAUACAUUACCUAGUUCACUUGAUGGUCAUGAGUCGCCAUCACCACCAAAAUUGUUGUCAUCAGCCGCAGCGGCGUCAUCCUUUGGCGUUGAUUCCGACAGUUCUAAUAGCAGCGUUGACAUUCCAUUGUUACCAAGAAGAGAGCCCGCUGGUACCAAGAGGAAAGCCGAGGUAUUGAGUAAGGAAUCAGGUAAAAUCGGUGUCACCAUCACGACCAGUCCAAGCAGCGGAGGCGGGAGUCCACCACCACCAGCCAACAAAAUACCAAGGCUACUUCCUAUUAAGUCUAACUCAACACCCUAUCACAAUCACAAAUUAAACGGCAGAAGACCCUCGUCUUCGAGUGUUAAAUCAACACCCGAAGAGCCUCUGCCAGCCGUACCAACUACUCCAGCACCAGCUGUACAGGACAAAAAACGACCAGAGGCUGAUGUUCCUCACGGACCACCACCUUCACUACCUCGGGCACAACCUGCCCCGCUAUCACCAAGAAUAGACACUCCUCUAGAGCAAGUCGAGCACAAGCCCAAGAAGAGGCCGCUUGAAAAAACAGACAAGUCCAAUGGUACUGUCGCAAAUGGUGCCAAUGGACACAAGUCUCCCAGUCCUACAGAUGCGUACACCAACAACAACAGGUUAACGCCUAUUGUCAAUGGUCAUCAUGGUCACAAUAAUAAUAUUAAUACUAGUAUUAAUAAUAAUAAUAAUAAUACGAAUAAUAACAAUAAUAAUAAUAAUAAUAAUAAUAAUAACGUUAGUAAUAUAAAUAAUAAUAAUAAUAAUAAUAGUAUGAGUAUAAAGCAACCGGAAAUAAUAAAAUCAGAUUUGUAUAUUCCAUUGAGUAGUCCAGGUACUGAUUACUGGCACGCGAGAAACCCCGUUGCUGAUCAGGUAUUUAUUACUGACGUGACGGUAAAUCUUAAAACCGUCACUAUCAGGGAAUGCAAGACUGAAAAAGGAUUCUUUCGUGAACGAGAUCCUAAGAGCGAUAUUUAUUAAAUAUAAAUAUAAAUAAAAAAAAAAAAAUAUAUAUAAAGAUACAGUCUUAUUGUAAAUAUAAAUUAUUUUCACACAAAUAUACUUGAUCAUUGAACAAAGUAACGGCUAUGAUAAUAUAUAUAUUUUUUUUUGUCAAUUGAUUUAAGUAUUUAAAUAAAUAUGUGGCCAGAUAUUAACAAAAACAAAGUAAAUAAUUAUUUUAUAUGGUCUGGUUUAUGGAAAUAAAUUAAUUGGUCAUAAAUCAGAGCUCUGUAAAUAUGAGUAGGCUUGAUAGUCUUUAGAUUGCGGGUGAUCUGGUAAAUUUAUAUCGUAAUUUUAUAAAUAAUUAUUAAUUACUAUUGUAAAUUAUAUUUUUAUUGUCAUAAAUACGCAGUUAUUAUUUUAUUUAAACGGGUAAAUUAUUUGACGUGAUUCUUUUUAAAUUGUAAACUUGAAGGUAAUAUUCUUUAGUUUAUUUGGCUGUUAAGAAGAAUUACGUAACGUAAAUUGUUUCAUUUUUAUUACUUUAACUAAUAGAUUUAUUCAUUAAUGGGAAAUAACGUUCGGGUAAAUUAGCAAAGUUCAUGCUAACGAUUACCGAUGGUUUUUUUUGUUGAAAUUUAAACUGUAUCCGCUUAGAUGUUAAAAAAAAGGCAGUUAUCGUUUGUAAAUUUUUUUAAACGUAAGUUGGUUUUGCAGUUUUAUUAAAGUUUGUUAGUUUUUUUUUUUAUUAAAAUGAGGGGCAUAAAUAUGAAGUAGAGAAUUAAUAAAUAUUUCUUUUAAUCACGUUAUGUUUUUUUUUACAUAAUUUUAACCGCCUUGUAAUAUUGGGCUGAAGUUUGCCGACGUCUAAUAAUUUUUUAAUUUUUUUUUUUUUAAAGAAAUUACAAAAAAAAAAUAGUUGAAAAAAUUGCACAUGUAGUUUUUUUAAUUUUCUGAAUGUGCAUUUUUUUUGUAAUUGAAAAAAAAAAUCUAAAAAUUGUUGAUUGUCUGUCAGUUUUGGGAUCACGUAUGAGUGUGAAUGCUCUGAUUAAAUGACUGAAUUCGAGCGAAUUAAAAAUUUUAAUUCUGUUAUAUUCUGUCGAAUUCCGCAAAACAGAAUUUAACUGAAUUGAAAAUUUGAAUUUGAAUUAAACAGAAUAAAACCGAUUUAAAAAUUUCAAAUUCGUUUUAAUUCAGUUCAAUUCGGAUUCAGAACCAGAAAUUGGAGAAUUAUUUUCGAAUUAAUCAGAAUUAAACCGAAUAGAAUUAUUUAAAUUCGUUUUAAUUUGGAGAAAUUCUAGUUUUCCUGCCGAAUUAGACAGAAUUCACUUUUAAGUUAGGUACCGAAUUAACAGAAUUUAUCUGAAUUAAAUAGAAUUAAAAAUUUUAAUUCUGUUAUAUUCUGUCGAAUUCCGCAAAACAGAAUUCAACUGAAUUGAAAAUUUGAAUUUGAAUUAGAAUAAAACCGAUUUAAAAAUUCAAAAUCGUUUUAAUUCAGUUCAAUUCGGAUUCAGAACCAGAAAUUGGAGAAUUAUUUUCGAAUUAAUCAGAAUUAAACCGAAUAGAAUUAUUUAAAUUCGUUUUAAUUUUGACAAAUUCUGGUUUUCCUGCCGAAUUAGACAGCAUUCAUUUUUAAGUUAGGUACCGAAUUAACAGAAUUUAUCUGAAUUAAAUAGAAUUAAAAAUUUAAUUCUGUUUAAUUCGAUCGAAUUCAGUUUAAUCAGGGUGUAGCAGACAGAAAAUUUCAAAAUUAUUAACGAAUAGAGUAAAUAAUUAAUAAAAUAAAAUUUUCAAAAAAUGCGCAUUUAAAAAAUUUUCAAAUUAGUGCAUUUUUUUUUUAAUUUACUGUUUAUUUAUAAUUUUGAAUUUGUCUGAUGUCUGCCACUCGUUAAUAUUCACUUUCUUUUCGUUCAUUUGUUAUCACGGUGAGAAAGAAAAAAAUAAAAUAGUAGAUUACAUACCUAGGGCAGUAGAUAAGAAAAGUCUCUGAUCACAUGUAAAUGUUGGCCGAGGCUGACAAACAUGUGGUCUAAGGCUUUCUUUUUUUACCUGCCAAGGUGCGUAUACCAUUUUUCUGCUCGAUGGACCCGGAAAGUUGCAACUUCUUUCAGGGCAGCGGUUUCCGACCGGAGGGCAGAAAAAAAUAUUGUAAAUUUAUUUCUUUAUGUUGUUAUUAAUAUCAGUGAUUUAUUGAUCUUUGAGAUCGGAAUAUAAGUCUUCGUAAAGUUUAAUUAAAUUAAUAAAAAAUAAUAAGCAUAUCUUAGAAAAAGUUUUAAUACAAUAACCAAAUUGUUAUGGAAUAUGUACUCAGAUCAUUACUAUUUUUAUUAUUAUUAUUAUUAUUAUUAUUAUUACUAUCAUUUUAUUUAUAUAAUGUGUGUAAUGUACACAUGCAGAACCAGUGAAUCCGUGAUAUAGAUGAUUAUAAAUAGAUAUUGUACAUGCUGACAAAACAGAAAAAAAAAACAACAACUGCAUCUUGCUUAUUUAUUAUCGCAAAGUUUUAGAAUUAUUAAAAUAUAUUGUAAUUUAAUUAUUUAUAUUUAGUACUAGAAGUUGAUGGUUUUUAUUUUUAUUAAUUAUAUAUAUAUAUAUAUAUAUAU
Messenger RNA from Microplitis mediator, 4437 nucleotides. Its product is annotated as polycomb group protein Pc. The transcript has 3 exons. Bases 407 to 1873 code for a protein of 488 amino acids. Lineage: Eukaryota; Metazoa; Arthropoda; Insecta; Hymenoptera; Braconidae. The record is from RefSeq and is a predicted model, not a curated record.